Messenger RNA from Strongylocentrotus purpuratus (purple sea urchin), 2659 nucleotides. RefSeq lists its product as uncharacterized. NCBI's taxonomy places the organism in Eukaryota, Metazoa, Echinodermata, Echinoidea, Camarodonta, Strongylocentrotidae. The transcript has 6 exons. The record is from RefSeq and is a predicted model, not a curated record. The coding region runs from base 63 to 692 and encodes 209 amino acids.
AACCAUUGUCUACUUCAUCUCUGUUUCUGCUUCAAUCGAAAAUUAAAUUUUGCUUUAAAGAAAUGGACGCUGCCAAAAGACGAGAAGCUCGGAGGAAAAGGCUCCUCGAGAGUUCAGAAGACCGAUUCAAACGAAUUGAAAGACUAAAAAUGAGAACCCAAGAGCUAGAGGAUGCUCCUUGUGAUUCUGGAAAUGGAAGUUCAUUGGUUCAAGCCUCAGUUGAUAUCCCUCCAAGUCCGACCCAUGAUGCAGCUAUAGUACAACCCACAGCCUCAGAAGAGCAAAGAGCUUCAUCAAGAAAUCUGGUUGGUGGAGAAGAGGAUUCACAAAGUCAAUUAACCAAGUCAUCUAACCCUUCCCAUCAUGCCUCAGACCACCAUUCUUGCCAUCCUGUUGAUAGAUUUCAGGAAUCACCAGCCAGCAGAACAGAGACAUCCACAGAACCAGGAGGGGUCUUAGAGAAUCCUAUACCUCGAGACAUCAGCCAGGAUUCAGGGUUUGUUGAUGGUACUUCUUCACAAACCAGUACACAACAAGCAGGUGAUCAGAACGAGAUACAGCACCGGUCCAAAGCUACAUCAGUCCAGAGUGUAGUCUCCCUCCAGACUCUUGUGUUUACUGUUUUAGCAGCCGUCACCAGACUCUGGCUCGUCAGCCUACUUCAAGGCCAGUCCAUCAUUGUACUAUCUUAGCAACAGAAGUACUGCUGUUUUUCGUCGGAUUAGAACAGUCCCCUGUCCAAAGCAGUCCAGUCAGGAUACUAACGGCCCUUUUGACCUUUAGAGGAGUAUCUCCAGAGAUCAUCCAACGGGUCCAGCGAGGUCUAGGGUUCCUCCAAGGAACUCUUAGAGACUUCUCCACCUUCCUCUUUGUGUUUGUCAUGGUGCAUGCGACAAUGGAGUGGUCAGUGAGUCCGGAGCUUGACCAGCCUGAGACAAUACCUGAAUUUUGACCUUUCUCCUUUCUUCAUAAUGGUGGAUUCAACAAAGCAGUGGUCAGCAUAUCUAGAGCCCAUGUGGCCAGAGCCUGUAUUAGGACUCAGUCCAUCAUUGUGCAUGAAUAGUCAGAGAGUCCAGUGCUGUACAGUCAAAGUCCAUGUAUGAAAUGUGACUUCAUUCCUCUAUUUUCUUCAUAGUUCACAAUGCAGUGAUCAAAAAGUGUAGAGCUCCUUCCUAUGUGUUAAUCAUUACAAUACAGAGGUCGUCUAGUCAAGCGCUUGAUUGACGCUAAUCAGACCCCAAAGUGUAUAAAGCUCAUUCCGCUGUUUAUCAUUGCAGUGGUCAUCGGGUCCAGAGCCUAGCUGGUCAGUCUGUCCUGACCACAUUCCUCCCUGUUUGGCAUGGUACAUGGGACAAUGGGACAGUGCUUGACCGGUCAAUCCAUCCCUGAAGUGUUAGCUAAUUCCUCUUUGGGUUCUUCAUGUUACAUAUUACAAUGCGAUGGUCAGCAAGACCACUGCUUGACCAGUCAGAAUCAAUCCCUGAAAUGUAAACCCAUUCCUCUGUUCUUCAUGAUGCUUGCAACAAUACAGUCAGGGUGGUCAGCACGAGCCUAUUAAACCAGUCAAACAUUUUUUGACCGGUUAUUAAUCAAUUUUGCAAAAGUAAAACCCUGUUUAUACCGGUACUAUAGAUAUCCCUUGUGAUUAACAACCAUCGUAUGCCAUUAAUAUGAUACAUUGUACACUGUCCAUGAUAACUCAGGAAAAGGAUUUGUGGAAUACAGAAUGUUUUACUUCAGAACAUUUUAUUAAAGGAUUUUUAUGUAGAACAUGUGAUAUGAACUACCUUAUGAACUAAACAACAAAAUACUGGUAAUGGAAAUACCGGUAGUACUAGUUUCCUACUGCUAUUUAAACAGUCAAGUUUUCAUUCUUUUGUUGAAAUAGUCUACACUAUGGGCUGCACACUAUGGGCUGCAUGGUGACAUUGAGAAAAGCAUAUUGAAUUGAGAUUCAGCAUUAUUCAAUACAUCACCUUUAAAGGACAAUGUAAAAUAAUGUAUUUAAGCAUUGAUAUGUUAUUGAGCUUUAGAGGUUAUUAUUGAAAUAAACUGUGUUUGAAAUCAUGAAGGAAAUCCUAGCAGAAAUGUGAAAUUGUAAACAUGGGAAAUGAAGAAAAGGCUUCAAAGCGUAUGUUAAUGUAUGUGGGGGGUUGUGCUACUUCAACUCAGCCUGGUCAGGAUUUACCAGGCCAGCUAAAAAGAUUGGUGAGAGGGUGUUCCUUCAUAUCAGCACUACUGGAUUGACUGUGAAGCAAGCAGGUACAUGCGUUAACUGAUUGGCUACGCAAUAGUCUUCACCAACUAUUGGAAAGAGACAAUUCAGUAGUCAACGGGUUAAUAUGUCUUUCGUUCCUGUUACAAGUACAGUAACAUUGUUUAUUGAUUAUUUCGAGGAAUGUUUCUGUAUCACCAAAUAAUUGAUUUUACAGCUGACCAUAAUGCAAAAAGCUUAAUAUGUGAUAUAUUAUAUCAUGCAUCCCUAGUAUGUACAUGUAGAUGUCUCCUCAAAGUAUUUACAAACUGAUGUGCAUCAUGGAAUCUUUUCCAUUUAAAAGCUUCAAGCAGGACUGCACUACUUGUAGCUACUUGUGCCCUCUAUAUAGCAAACAAUGCCUAAGCGGUGUCUGUUAGUCCCCAUGAUCCUCUUUUUCUUAUG